Molecule: messenger RNA, 1555 nt
Organism: Polyodon spathula (Mississippi paddlefish)
Lineage: Eukaryota; Metazoa; Chordata; Actinopteri; Acipenseriformes; Polyodontidae
Product: RING finger protein 222-like
Exons: 1
Coding region: 648-1331 (227 amino acids)
Source: RefSeq, a predicted model, not a curated record
UCUCGAAUUCCAGAGAGUUCACACAAACUUAUAAUAUUUAAAAAAAAUCAAAAUCAAAUAUCGUGACUGACGGAAGGGGCUACACAGCCCUUUGAUGUCAACAAUUGAGAUGGUUUUAUACUUCGUUAUUAAUACUUUUUCAAUCACAACUAGCGUAUUAGAAACCGAAGCUUUGGGCUACGGCUACCCACAUCAACAAUUGGAAAAUCAGGUUUAGCAGCUUCGACAACUGAAUCUACUUUUAGACACACCUCGCAUCGCAGAUCGCUUUUGUGGUUGAAACCCAGACUGUUCAAUAACCCAGAUAUUAGACCGAGUCUGGAUGGUUGCAUUUUCUCGCCGUCCCCCGCUGGGAUGCUGUGCAUGACUGAAAAAUAAGAACACAAAAAGGAAGUGUCGGGCAGGUGCUUCUACUCAAGGACAACACGACUGAUCCGACAGGAGUGGAAACUGAGCCGCCAGCUGUCUUUAAGCUUGUUCUGUUCAAUGCCAUUGUCAAGAGUGCGGGCACGACACAGAGACCCCUCCAGCUACUGAGCAGAUGCUAAACUUAGUGAUAUCUGCCAACACACUUUAAGCUUUUUUUUUUUUUUUUUUUUUUUUUAAUGAUCGGAGUUAGCUGACGUGAUCUGAGCUUAUAAGAAAGAAUGUCCGACUCUCCCGACGCACCUCCACUGCAGGCAGAAGAGGCAGGUGAAAACGAAGCCGGCUCGGACGAGUGCCCCGUGUGCUAUGAAAGUUAUCGAGAGGCAAAGAGGACUCUGGUCUGCGGGCACGUCUUUUGCCACGACUGCCUGGUAAAGACGCUGGUCAGCCUUAACCGACAUGGGGAUAUAGUUCGGAAGAAUAUCAUCUGCCCGAUAUGCCGGCACCUGACAUACAUCAAAAAGAAGACACCAAUUCCUCUCAUAGUGACAAGCAACAAGAACAAGCAGACCUUGGAGGUCCCCCUCUCUCCAGGGAGUCCCGUCGCUUUGAGCGCGUCUUCUCCCUUUAAUUCCUUAGACACAUUAGAAGAGGUAAUGAGUCCAACCCCGACCAGACCAACAAGAAGUAGGCGAAUCCAGGACUUUGUAUUCAGAACUGGUUCUAGUGAUUCAAACCUUACUGGUACUACCCCGACUAGCUCAGCUAGUCCCUCGCAGAUCUUUACCAUCAGUGGCCAUGGCAGACCCAUGUCCGAAGAGGACACGGUCAGCAUUAGGCCUGCUACGACUAGAACUGGCAAUCGUCAAGCGCGCUGUUGCAGGUUACAGUGGAUAAUAAUGUUUUUAACCGUGAUCGUCAUCGUGGCGAUUGUGGCGGCUAUCUUGCCUUGGAUUCUGAAAUAGACACUUAUAAAUACUUUGCACAUUGGCUGCCUAUACUCGUUCUGAAUUGGAAAUUUAAAAUGUGUCUUUAAGAAAAACAAUGUGAUGGGUGUUCUGUACAUCGUGGAUGUUAGAUUAAUCACAGAAUUAAUCACAUAUUUACUUGAAUGAAAUUUAAUACAGCAUAUUUACAUAUUAUAUACACGUGAUGCCAAAUUCAAUCUGUGUGACUUGUUAUCCUUUUA